This is a messenger RNA of Caenorhabditis angaria, 7030 nucleotides long. NCBI's taxonomy places the organism in Eukaryota, Metazoa, Nematoda, Chromadorea, Rhabditida, Rhabditidae. The record is from the annotation of a GenBank genome assembly.
AUGUUGACUGCCAUAUUUUUGUUGUCGCUUUAUUUUUUGGAAAAGGACGAGUUUUGUAAGGUUGGUGGGGUUGCUCAGAUUAAAGUUUUUACUCUGUUUCUCUUCCCAAUAACAUGUUAGAGACGCAGAGGAUUCAUACACUUUUCUAUACAUGAUUUUUCAAGCCGAAAUUCAAAUUUAAUUAAGCUGAAAAAUUUGUUGAUUGCUCAUAUUAGAUGAGAUUUAGCUGAUUUUCACUAAUAUGAGCAAUGCUUUUAGCAACAAAAAAAAGUUCUCAAAAUUUUGAGGUCCGAAACAUGUCCAAUGGCUAAAUCCCCAGUUAGUGGAAAAAUUGAAAUUCAAAAAAAAUUGUAAAAAUUUUGAAACAGCAAAAUUUUUUUUCUCGAAAAAGAUAGAAAGACUAUCAAAUAGAUAAGUGUGUGAAACAAUUAAAAAAAUUUUGAAACAGUCAAAUUUUUACUUAGAAAGAUAUAGGAAUACUAAUUUUUUGAAAAUUCAGAAAAAUUAGUAAAAAUUAUGAAACAGUAAGUUUUUGUUUCAAAAAUUGUUUUCCUUGAAAAUAUGAGCAAAAAUUAUCAAAUAGAUAAGUGUGAAAAGUUUUGAAACAAUUUUGAAACAUUUAUUUUUUUCACAUAAUUAAAAAGUACAACAAAGCAGUACAAUCAGUUAAUUUAGGAAAAUUUCAAAAAUUGAGUAUUUUUGAAACAGUCAAAUUUUUUUCAUAACAUAAAAUAGUGUUGCCAUUGUUAAAUCAAUUAUAUUUCUGAAAAUUUAAAUAAUUUUGAAACAGUCAAUUUUUUUUUGAAAAAAUUUUCAAAUUAAAUUAUUUUUGCAAAAAGCAAAAAAUUUGAAACAGUAAGUUUUUUUUCAAACAAAAAGAGACAUUAUCAAAUCAGUUAUAUUUCGGUAAAAUCAAAAAAUUUUGAAACAGUAAUUUUUUUCACAAAAUUAGAAGGAACAACAAAACAUUACUAUAUCAGUUAAUUUUGGAAAAUUUCCAAAUUUGAAUUAUUUUUGAAACAGUAAAUUUUUUUCAAAACAAAUAGUAGUCAAAACUUAUCGAAUUAUUACUAUUCUGAAAAUCAAAAACUUUUGAGACAGUGAAAUUCAAACAAUUUUUGAAACAGUGAUUUUUUUCUCACAAAAUUAGAAAAAACUAUUUUCUUGUUAAAAAUCACACUAAUUUUUUGAAAAUUCGAAAAAAUUAGUGAAAAUUAUGAAACAGUAAGUUUUUUUUCAAAAAUUGUUUUCCUUGAAAAUAUGAACAAAAAAUUAUCAAAUAGAUAAGUGUGAAAAGUUUUGAAAAAAAUUUGAAAUAGUGAUUUUUUUUCACAAAAUUAAGAAGACUCAGAGAUUCGCUGGCCAGCUGGUCACUAGGUGGGACCGACUGUCCAUCUGAAAUUGACACGGACAACCACAUCGCCCGUAUUUUUUGCCAGACGACCUGGUCGCGAGGUGGUCCAGUUCAUGCAGACCACCUCGCCCAGGUUGUCCAGCUCGACCCGACCUCGCGUCCAGAUCGUCUCGCUUAAGAGAAAAAAGUCCAAAAAACUUGUGAAUCAGAGCAUUCUAGAAGAAAUUGGCUCAUUUUCUGUUUUUUCGGAGUACUUGAAACCUUAGGAAGUGAAAAAAACAGUAAAAAAUGCAUUAUUUUGAGUACAAACCACCGUCUUGCUAGCUUUCCAGGAUUUCAAACACACGGGCCACGUGGCCGGAAAACUCAAGGCGACCUGGUGGCCGGAUCAAAUUCAGCUCGUUUUGAACUUUCCGGCCACCUGGUCCUGAUCUAGUGGCGAGCUGGCCAGCGAAUCUCUGAGGAACAACAAAACAUUUGUAUCAAUUAAUUUUGAAAAAUUUUCAAAAUCGAAUUAUUUUUGAAACAGUGAAAUUUUUUUGUGAAAAAUUUUGGAAAAUUUCCAUGAUGGAAAACAUAUACAUAAAGUUUAAAAACAGCGAAAAAUUUCGAACAAUAGGUUUUUUUUCAAAUAAAAAAAUCAUAAUAUUAUCGAAUCAAUUUUUAUUUCGAAAAAUUAAAACAUUUUGAAACAGUCAAAUAAAAAAAAUAUUUUGAAACAGCGAUUUUUUCUCACAAAAUUAGGAAAAACGACGAAACGCUGAUACAUCAGUUAAUUUUGAGAAAUUUCAAAAAAUAUAUUAUUUUUGGAACAGUGAAAUUUUUUUGGAAAAAUUUUUAAAAUUGCGAUAAAAAUGAUUAACACAUUAUCGAAUCAGUAAUAUUCUGAAAAUUAAAAAAUUGUGAAACAGUGAAAUUUUUUUUCGAAAAAAUGAAUUUUUCACUGUUUCAAAAAUGCUUCUAGCUCUAAAAAAUCAUCCGAUCUUUUUCCAGGCCGGCCUAGUCUUCUCAAUCCUCAUCAAUUUCAAACACAUCUACAUCUACUACGCUCUCGGCUACGUCUUCUAUUAUCUCCUCAACUAUUUCCACACACUCAACCACCAAAUCCCCAUCAAAAUCCUAUUUCUUGGCUCCGCAAUUCUUGCUCCAUUUUCGGCCUCGUUUUUGCCAUUCCUAGCCACCGGUGGACCUCAAUCAAUUCUUGAUAUUCUCCAUCGACUCUUCCCAAUAUCCCGUGGACUUACUCACGCAUUUUGGGCACCCAAUUUUUGGACUCUCUAUAAUUUGCUCGAUUUGGUGUUGUACAAAUUGACGAGGAUUUUGAAAGUGGCGCCGAAUUUGGUGGCGCCAAGUUACACCAAUGGAUUGGUGCAGGAAUAUGAGCAUAGCGUUUUGCCGAACGUUUCGCCAAUCGGAACUUUGAUUUUGGUCGUGGUGUCGAGUUUGGUGGCGAUGUUUGCGUUGAUUUGGAGAGGAAAGGAGAGAGGUGGGUUUUUUUAAAAGUGAAAACAAUUCACUGUUUCAAAAAUUAGUUAUUUUUUUGUGGAUUUCCGAACGAUUGAUGAUUUAACAUACGAUAACAAAUUGAAAAAUAAAAGUGGACUUGAAUUUAAAAAAAAACAAUUCCGGGAUAAAUUUGAUUGAUUUUUGAAACAGUGAAUUUUUUCAGAAAAUUAGAUACUGAAAAAUUUUGACUCACUUUGCCUAUUUAGAAAUCAAUUAUAAAUUCCAAAUACAUCCAAUUAAUUUUGAAACAGUGAAAUUUUCGAAAUCAAUUUUUUCCACAGUUAAAAAAAACUUUCCAAGUGGAAAAAUUUUACUGUUUCAAAAAUUAUUCAAUUUUUGUUGGGAUUUUCUAUAAAACUUGUUUUGAUUCGCGAAAUUUCCUCCAAAAUCUCAGUUAUUCAAAGAAAUUUGUUUUCAUUAGACUAGAGAUGUGGUAAUUGAGAAAAAAAUAAUUUGAAAAUGUUUAUGUGAUUUUUGAAACAGUCAAAUUUCGAACAUAUUCGAAGUAGUUAGUUUUGAAUCUAUUUUAAAUGUUGAAUUUUGGAAAUUUGUCAGUAAAUUAUAACAAUCUCAUGAAUUGAUGUGGUUUUUUUGAAACAGUGGAUUUUUCUGGUCAGAAAAAUUUUUAUGUUGAGGAUUUCUGAAUUUUUUCCACAUUAAAGAAAUUCACCAAUAAAAAAAUAAUUCUAAGAAAAAAUUAAUUGAUUUUUGAAACAGUAAAUUUUUUCAGUAAUAAUUUUGAAGGUUUUGGAAAUUUUGAAAUUAUUUUUUUUUAAUUAAUAAUUUUGAAACAGUAAAAUUUUUCGAAAUAAAAUUGUUUUGAAAAUUACUGAAAAGUUUUAUAUAAAAUCAAAUUAAAUAAUUUUGAAACAGUAGAUUUUUUAAAUUCCUAAAAAAAUUCCCUUUUCUCCCAUGAAAACCCCUCAUUUUUCGCAGAUUUCUCAAUAUUUGCCACAAUUUCCGCCCUUUGCUUCUUCUAUUUUGGAUAUCAUGUUCAUGAAAAGGCAAUUAUCCUGAUCACAAUCCCUUAUACAAUUUAUGCCAUCAAAAAUCCAAAAUUCAUCAAAAAUCUCAUUUUUAUCCAACAAAUCGCCACAUUUUCCAUAUUCCCGUUGCUUUUCACAAAAUUCGAGAUUCUCGUCAAAUACGCCAUUGGUGCCACGUAUUUUUUGCUUCAAUUAUUCCUGGCGAAAAAAAUGACACGAGUUCCAAUAUCGAUUUUUUUGCCAACGGGGCAUUGCGUAUUUUACACGUUGCUCAUGUUAGCCGAGAUUUAUAACACGUUUAUUCAUGCGUGGAUUUUUGGCGCGAAAACAUUCGAAUUCUUCCCGCUUUUAUUGAUUUCGCUGGUGAAUUCGAUUGGUGUCACGUGGUUUUUUGCCACGUGUCUCUGGCGUAUUUUGGGAGCGGAUGAGACGUGGAAUUUGGCAAAGUGUCGAAUGAGAGAAGAGUUGAUCAAGAAGCGGUUGACGUAUUCGGUGCAGAGUGUGGAUUAUGAAGAGCAUGUCGAAAUUGUGGGAGGUGGGCGAUUUUUUUGGGGGGAAAAAUUCUUGCCACGUGGCAGUUUUAUAAAUAUGAAAAUUGCGAAAUUCAAAUAGUUUUCGAAAAAUUUAAAAUUUUUCCGAAAAAUUAAAAAAAAAUUACUGUUUCAAAAUUUUUAUGAAUUUUUAAUGGGAAAAUGAAUUUUGAUUUUUUUCUUUUUCUCGGAUAAUCAGAAUUUUCAGAAAUUUAGCCACGUGGUAAUUUUAUAACCUGAUUGUGAGUAAUUGUUUUUCAUGAAAAUUUCUGACUCAUUAAUAAAAAUUGCUAAUUUUGAAAUUUUGGAACUCAAAAAAUUACUGUUUCAACAUUUUCAUAAAUUUUUUGUAACGGAAGUAUUUUAUCCGGGGUUCAAAAUUUCAUGAGGAAAAUUUCUUAAAUUUCAGUCUUAAAAUUCCAUGCUGUAAUUCUGAAAAAUCUUAAAAUUUUUCAAAUAUUUUCGAAAUAAAAUAAUUUCAAAAUUUACAUGAUUUUUUUGUGGAAAAAUGGAUUUUGGCUGGUUUCUGUUUUCAGUUGGAAAUAACAAAUUUUAGAAAUUUUGCCACGUGGCAAUGUUAAAACCUGAAUAAUUGUUUUUCAGGAAAAUUUCUGACUUAUCAAUAAAAAUUGCUAAUUUUGAAAUUUUUGAACUCAAAAAUUCUACUGUUUCAAAAUUUUUAUGAUUUUUUAGUGGAAAAAUGGAUUUUGGUCGGUUUCUUUUUUCAGUUGGAAAUAACAAUUUUUCGAAUUUUUGCCACGUGGCAAUGUUAAAAAUGAUCAUUUUUGUCCAAAAAAGUUCUGACUCACUAAUAAAAAUUACUAAUUUUGAAAUUUUUGAACUCAAAAAAAAUUACUGUUUCAAAAUUUUCAUAAUUUUUUUUUGGAAAAAAUGACUUUUGAUUUCGUAGUUAUGUAUGAAAGUUUACCCAAAAAGUUCAUUUACAAAAAAUGCCCAACCAGGAAUUUUUUUUUAGAAAUUUCGCCACGUGGCAACUUCAUUAUUGAACAAAUGUUUUUUUUUCAGAAAAAUCUAUAUCUAAAAAAAAAUCCGAAAUUUAAAACUUUUCGAAACUGUGAAAAAUUUACGGUUUCAAAAUUUUUAUGAAUUUUUAAUCGAAAAAUUAAUUUUAAUAUUCUUUUCUUUAUGAAAUCUUUCAUUCCCAUUUUCAAAUUUUCAGCUCAAAAAUUUACUGUUUCAAAAUUUCCAUGAAUUUUCAAUGAACAUUUCUAUUUCGAUACACUAACUGCAUCCUUAGGAAUAUCAAAAAAAAAAAAAUUAUUUUCCAGGAAUCGACAUUUCGGCGAGCAAAACCAACCCAGAUUUCGUAGUAAUCUCCUUCUCAAUCUUCACCUAUCCAAAUCUCUUGCAUCUCGCAACAUUUUCCGAUUGUCAAAUUCUCGAAACACCCUACAUUCCGCAAUUUUUGGCGAUCAGAGAAGCCGAAAAACUCGCCGCAUUCGUUCGAAAAUGCUGCGAACAAUGGCCGAAUUUCCGGCCAGACGUCAUUUUUUGCGAUGGUUUCGGCGAAUUUCAUUCGAGAAACUGUGGAAUGGCGUGUCAUGUGGGAGCGUUGACUGGAAUUGCGACAAUUGGAGUCGCUAAGAAUUUGGGAUUGGGCCAGGAAAAUAAAGAAAAUUUGGAAGAAUUUUUGAAGGCCGCCAGAAAAUCGCUGGAUUCGGAGAAGAAGAAGGGAUUUGUGGCUUUUGAUUUGGACGAAAAAACACCGUGUAGAAUGAAUAUUUUGAAAUUGAAUGGAAACAUUACGGUAGGGAAUUUUUUGGGAGGUCUGCGGAGUACUGUAGCACCUUUUUUGGAGAAAAAACUGGGGUUUUAGGUACUGUAGUUUUUCAAAGUACUGUAGCCUAUUUUUUUGCUGCUUAAAAUUAUCUGAAAAUUAAAGCAUGCGAAAUUUUAGACCUUACAGUAAUCCUGAAUUUUUUAAAGAAAAAUCUGGAAUUUUUUUUCUAGAUCUGGGGAGUACUGCAAUUAGGUUAUUGUAGGUUUUGUACUGUGGAUACAGUAGUCUUGGAAUUUUAGAAAAUCUGAGGAUUACUGUAGCCUAUUUUUUGCUGCUUGAGAUUAGUUGAAAAUUGACACGAGGAACACACCCUACAGUAUUCCUGAAUUUUUUUUCUCGAAAAAUCUGAUUUUUUGUCAAUAUCUGGAGAUUACUGUAUUUAGGUUACCGUAGUUUUAAAUACUGUAGGUACAGUAGUUUAUUUUUAAAAACCUUGGAAUUUUAGAAGAUCUGAGGAGUACUGUAGCCUCUUUUUUAGUUGCUUGAAAAUAGCUGAAAAUUGACACAUGAAAAAUCUCUAGACCUGACAGUAAUCCUGAGUUUUUAGGUACUGUAGUUUUUGGAGAUCUGCGGAGUAUUGUUGAAAAUUCCCAAUUUUUCAAAAAUCAAAAAAUCUACUGUUUCAAAAUUUUCAUGAAUUUUUUUUUACAUUUUCUCAGGAUUGACAAAUUUAUUGAAAAUCACUAAUACAGUAAUCUUGCAGUCCGGUGUUUUCGUAUCUGCUGGUUAUGGAAUCGAACUCGAUGUUGCCACCCAAAUCGCAAUUCAAUGCCUAAAAACAUCUACAACCUGUGAACCGAUUCGAAAAGCUGAUUUGACGUCAAGGGAUCUGGUGAGGAAAUAUUUUGAUUAA